CCCAGCGCCCACAGAAGUGGUAUUGGCUUAUGGCGUGGCAGUGGUGUGGCACCGACGUGGCAGCGGCCUGGCGUUUUGACGCCUACUAAAGUGGCACAGAAGCAGCACACAAAAUGCAAAUUUAGUCAUUACUACAAUGUCGUCUUCAGAGGACGAAGAUGUUCUUGCUUUAGUGCAUUUAAAUAAUAUUCAAAGAAGACGAUAUUGGGUACAUCCUUUAUGGAAAAAGAAAAACAAAAAAUAUGGCAGCUUUAAUGUAUUUAAAGAGCUAAAUCAGUAUCCAGAACGGUUUCAGUCUUUUUAUCGAAUGUCUAAAGACUGUUUUACUCGGCUACUAAACAUAAUAAAACCAAAAAUAACUAAAAAGAAUACAAACUGGAGAAAUUGUGUUAGUGCAGAAGAGCGAUUAUUAAUAACUCUUAGAUACUUUGCCACGGGCUCAUCUUUCAAGUCCUUACAAUUUUAUUUUUUAAGGGGACAUACAACAAUACGAAAAAUUGUUUAUCACACAGCUAAGAUGUUAUGGAAAACUCUACAGCCACAGUUUUUACCAAAACCGACUAGUGAAAAAUGGUUGGAUAUCGCUGAACGCUUUUAUAGUCUAUGGAAUUUACCUAAUUGUAUUGGGAGCAUUGACGGCAAGCACAUUAGGAUAAAAGCACCCCCAAAUUCAGGAUCUGCAUUCCACAACUAUAAAGGUUUUUUUUCUAUAGUGCUGUUAGCUGUUGUCGACGCAGAUGGCUUAAUUAUUUCUGUAGAUGUGGGUGAAUAUGGCCGCAACAGCGAUGGGCGUGCGUUAAAAGAAAGUAAAUUUGGAAAGUGUCUGGUUCGAGGAGAACUUAAUAUACCAGAUCCAACUCCUCUACCUGGUGAAGAUGUAAAUAUUGGUUUUCCCUACUACUUUGUAGGUGACGAAGCAUUUCCGCUCAGAAGCGAUCUUAUGAAACCAUUUGCCCGCAAUCAACUUACCAAUGAAAGAAGAAUGUAUAAUUACAGAAUUUCUCGGGGACGCAAAUCAGUGGAAUGCUGCUUUGGUAUGUUAAGUACUAAAUUUGGAAUAUUGCAAACGCCCAUCUGUAUGAAAACGAAAAGGAUUGAUAUAAUAAUCCUAGCAAUAUGUGCUUUACAUAAUUUUAUUCGUAUUUACGAUGGAAUUUUUUCCACACCUAAACAACCAAACAAUAUUCAGCACAUACCUGUUCAGGAUUUGCAAAUACAAAGAAACACUCCACAAAAUUUAAGAAAUCGGCUUUGUAACUACUUUUGUAACAUUUCUCCCAUUCCAAACCAAGGAUAUUACAAUUUUUAAUAACUAUUUUUUAUUAGGUAUUACAAUACCAUGUUACCUCUACUACAUUUUUUGAGUUGUAACUAUAACCUUACUUAUUAUAAUAAAUUAUUGGAUUAAAAAUUACCUGUUUCCUUAAUUGUUUUCGAGAUUUCAUUCCAGGCAGCAUCUUGUGCAGUUCUGUUGCAAUAAUCAGGUCGAUUAUAAUCAUAUAAACAUGGUUUUGAUUCAACUAAUUCGACAAAGCGAACAUUAAAUUCAAAAUCAUCCCGCAUUUUCAUGUCAAAACUAUGAAAACAUUCAAAACAACGAACGAGAUCGGACUGGCAUGCCGCUUUCCAUGCACCACUAGUGGUUACAAUAUGGCGUGCCAUUUCUGCACCGCUACCACGCCAUCUCAGUGUGCGUUGCUUAAUUCAUUUACAUUAUCUUUCUAUUGCCACU
Messenger RNA from Anthonomus grandis grandis, 1732 nucleotides. Its product is annotated as putative nuclease HARBI1. Lineage: Eukaryota; Metazoa; Arthropoda; Insecta; Coleoptera; Curculionidae. Bases 137 to 1309 code for a protein of 390 amino acids. The transcript is spliced from 2 exons. The record is from RefSeq and is a predicted model, not a curated record.